AUGCAAUCUUGCAUGCAAAAACGCUUCAUCCUCAUGCCUACACCAGCUCAGCGUGGUUUAGCUAAAGGACAACAGCGCAGACGUUCAAUGAAUAAUAUCAACAAUAAUUAUGAUGAUAUUAAUAAUAAUAGUACGAAUAUGGAUGUGAAUAAUGAGAAAAGAAAUACAAUUGAAGAGAGUGCACACAACAGGGAACAACUCUGUGAGAAUGAAGCGUUUGCAAGCGUUAAGCUACCGAAGUUGUUCAAACGUAAUGAUGAUCACAUGGACAGAGUUUUGAAUGAACUCGAUUUCGAUAAGAAAUUCGCUAGUUUACCUGCGUUCACACCUGAUGAUCCUCAUAAAGGUACCACUUCUCUGCCGUCAACGCCAUCAGCAGUAUUGCGAACAAUAUUAGAAAAGCAGAAGAAUGUUGUGUGCAAUAGUGAUAAUUGUUACGAAAGUGAUAGUAGUCAUUAUGCGUAUUUCGACUAUUAUUCACCAAUGCUCACACCGCAUACGCCUAAAAUGACACCUGACGGCAUGGCUGCUGCUGAACAAAAGCGUGAAUCCUCCAAUAGUAGUACAUCGUCAUCUUUUUUUUUCGGUCCGAAUUUCAAUUUGGCCGCGCUACAUGAUAACACAGUUAAAGUAAAUGAUAGCAGUAAUACAAGUAUGAGCCAAAAUCAGGAUACAUACUACGAUAUAGCAGCAAAAACUUCGUAUGAUAACAGUAAUAAUAAUAACUGCAAUGAGAAAUCAUCAAGUAGAAAAUUAUUGGAUCAUAGAAGGCAGUUGGUGGUGGAAUUAUUGGAGCAGUAUGGAAUGUUUCCAUCAGGUCAAGCAACUGCAUCGUUCCAAGAUAAGCAUCGUCAGUUCUUUCCGAACAAACAAACACUUACAAUGAAAAUUCGAGAAGUUCGUCAAAAAAUGAUGGCCACAAUGCACUCUCCACUGACGCCGUCUGGCGGUAUGUCUUUUGGAUUAUUUCAUAAUAGAUCUGAUCGUCUCCAUUCCCUUCACAACAUAUAA
Molecule: messenger RNA, 1011 nt
Organism: Anisakis simplex (herring worm)
Lineage: Eukaryota; Metazoa; Nematoda; Chromadorea; Rhabditida; Anisakidae
Source: the annotation of a GenBank genome assembly